AGUUCGCACGUGAACAAUACUCACCAUGGCUGUUGUGUGUUCAAAAGCAGACUGGUUUGUUACAAGCUGUUCUACUACUUUGGUUGCCCUAAACCGUAAGCAGUCUGGAGAGCCGUUUGUGUUUGACUGUUCCAAAGCUGAGAAAAAACCCAAAGAAUCUGAUGGUGAUAACAAAAGUGCUGGGGAGGGAUCAGAGGAGAAGGACAGUGACAGGAUCCUUGCGUUUGCCAUCUCAGCAUCUGGAAAGCAUGUAGUGCUUACGGAUGAUCACAAACGACUUGUUCUCUUCUGCACUGAGCCAUCAUGGAAGUGCAUUAGUACACGGUGGGUUGUGCGGCGAUGCACUUCUCUUGCAUUUACUCAGGCUGAGGAUGAAGUCUUUGUGGCUGAUAAGUCUGGAGAUGUGUAUUCAUUCUCCAUUCUGGAGCCACAGAAAGUAGGAGAGCUGAAGCUGGGACAUCUCUCCAUGCUACUGGAUGUGACUCUUUCACCAGAUGAUAAAUAUAUCAUAACGGCUGACCGAGAUGAGAAGAUCAGAGUGAGUUUCCGGCGAUCGCCCUACAACAUCCAGGCCUUCUGUCUGGGCCACACUGAAUUUGUCAGUUCAUUGCUUGUGCCUGCAGGACAUCCUGACUGGCUUCUCUCAGGUUCAGGAGAUGGCACAGUGAAAGUCUGGCAUUAUGAGACCGGUCGGCGAUUACACAGUGUGGACUUGAGGAAAUUCGGCCUUGACUCAGAAAACACAGAAAAGAGGUUUGCGGUCAGCAGGAUCAUCAGUUCACCAGAUGGACAACAUGUUGCUGUUCAGUGUGAGGGAUUCCCCUCAGUUCAGCUGUUCGCUGUGGAUUGUGGGACAGAGGGCCUCCUGAACCCUGCAGACACACUGACUCUUCCUCUCUCACCGUGGGAUGUGACAUUUGACUCGCAAAACCAGCUGUGGGUUUUGCUGGAGAGUGAAGACAUGAAUGUGCUCCUGUAUCAACAUUUUGAGCAGCACUGGAGGCUGUGUGACUCUGAGUGCCCUGAACUGAAGAGGAUCACUGAUGCAUUACAGACUCAAUGGCAUCUCUUUAAAGAUUCUGUGGAACUGGAAAGUCGGUUUAAACAUCUUUAUAAAGUGAACUUUGACAAUAUGGCAUCUUAUUUGCAAAAAAAACAGGAAAGACUAGACAUGGAGAAUAAGAAGAGAGCAGCAGCAAACGGCACGAAACCCAACAAAAAAAGUAAAACCGAGAGCGGCGCUGUGCCACAUAGCACCAGCUGAGGCGAAGUUUGCUUUUAGUUUGACAUGUUUCUAUAAUACUAAUGUUAUUUUUGUUAAUUGACCAUUAUUUUAUUUUGUUUUUCAGUAAAGACAUUCAGACUUGGUUUCCGUUUCCGGAACAAUAAGUUGCAAUGCUGUGUUUUAACCGCUGGAGUCCGCUAGUCACGCUCAGACUGAGUAGUUAGUAGUUAGUCACCACGAACAUCAAAAUAGACGAUGUAUGUAAGCCAUUAGUGCAGAAAUUAUUUUUGUACGAUUUUGUGUGCUUUUGUAAUCAAAAACAUGACCUUCUCUACUGA
Molecule: messenger RNA, 1563 nt
Organism: Danio aesculapii
Lineage: Eukaryota; Metazoa; Chordata; Actinopteri; Cypriniformes; Danionidae
Gene: wdr4
Product: WD repeat domain 4
Exons: 11
Coding region: 26-1264 (412 amino acids)
Biological process (GO): RNA (guanine-N7)-methylation
Cellular component (GO): nucleus; tRNA methyltransferase complex; cytosol
Molecular function (GO): protein binding; tRNA (guanine(46)-N7)-methyltransferase activity
Source: RefSeq, a predicted model, not a curated record